UGGUUCAAAAGACAAAAUAUAAUGACACAAUGUUCUUAAUUAUCUUAUGUAGGUCCAUUUCCAUGACCCACCAUAAUUUCAAUUGCUUAGUUCAACAAGAAAGGUAGCAUUAGCAACCACAAAAGUAUGGAGGUUGGAAUUUGGAUGGUAACAGUAUUUGUAGUUCAAAGUGUUAUGAGGAAGAAGCAUAAUUGAGUUGAAAGUAGGAAACUUUAAGACUUAAAAGUGGUUUUGGAAAAAUGGGUUCAUCUUGUUUUUUCCUAAUAUGUGUUCUUCAUUCAACAAUAGCUUUAACAUGUGGAUCAUUGAUGGUUUUUUACUCUGAAGAGGUACAUGUCUUAGGACAUGGAACAAAGACAGCAAUAAAGCUACAAGGGUCAACACCACAUGAUCAGUUAUUGAUUCAAACAUCAGAUUCCUUCUCUGGAUUAUUGUUGUUCACAAUAGGGUUUCUUGUGUUCAUGGUUGCUUGUGUUAAGGAUAUGGAGUUUCAAAGUUUCUUUGCUAAAGGGUGUGUGUUUCUUCAUAUUUCAAUGGCAGUUUGGAGAUUUUACUUUGUAGGGAAGGUUGAAGAACUUGCUUGUGAUUGGCCUAGGCAUGUUGUUGGGGAUCUUGCUUUGGCUAUUUCUUGGGUGUUUUUUCUUGUGUAUAUGUGGAGGGAGAAAUAUGAUUAGUAGUUUUAGUUACUCAAUGUAAAAAAAUGUAAAUAUUUUUUCAGUGAUUUGUAGAAAGAAUAAAUGCCGGAUCCUCUACACUUGUUGUACUGUGUAACACUUGCAGGAAACGUUAGAUUUAUUGAUUACGUACCAAGUACCAAUUUCCAAAAGAUCAGUGUCAAUAAAAUAAAAAAUUACAAGUUUUUGUAGGAAAUAAACAAGAUUUUUCAAACUCUA
Molecule: messenger RNA, 893 nt
Organism: Medicago truncatula (barrel medic)
Lineage: Eukaryota; Viridiplantae; Streptophyta; Magnoliopsida; Fabales; Fabaceae
Exons: 2
Coding region: 240-674 (144 amino acids)
Source: RefSeq, a predicted model, not a curated record